Messenger RNA from Lathyrus sativus (Indian pea), 1290 nucleotides. The record is from the annotation of a GenBank genome assembly. Lineage: Eukaryota; Viridiplantae; Streptophyta; Magnoliopsida; Fabales; Fabaceae.
AUGCUCGCCGCGGACCCCACCGUCGCGCUCCGAAUACCCGUUCGCAACCCGACCCGAUCACUGUUCACCUCCACCAGCACUUGCUGCUUCGAUUCACGAGUAACACGAUCGAGACCCAGCUUCUCCGCGGGUCCCACUCUUUCCCUCAAUUCUAUCAAAAUGCAACUGCUCCGCCGAACCGGUUACUUCAGUAGCCCUCGUCUUAAGGUUGACGCCGAAAUCGGCGGUGAAGAGAUCUUCAACGCUGAUGCCACGGAUAAACGAGCUCCGAAUCACCUUAUUAUCAUGGUUAAUGGUAUAACUGGAAGUGCUUCUGAUUGGAGAUAUGCUGCUGAGCAAUUUGUGAAGAGGCUUCCAGAUAAAGUUAUUGUGCACCGCAGUGAAUGCAAUUCUUCAAGAUUGACGUUUGAUGGUGUUGACACCAUGGGUGAGAGGCUAGCUGAAGAGGUACUAUUGGUUGCUAGACGAUGGCCAGAGGUGCAGAAGAUAUCCUUUGUCGCACAUUCUUUAGGAGGCUUGGUUGCAAGAUAUGCAAUUGGGAGACUUUAUGAUAAUUCUUCAAAAUUAGAACGUGUUGGUACCACCAGAAACUGUUUCAAUGAAGAGAACACAGAGUAUUCAAAGCAGUGUCUUAAACAGAGUUAUGAAGCCAAAAUUGCUGGUUUAGAGCCAAUGAACUUUAUAACAUUCGCAACACCUCACCUCGGUUCAAGAGGAAAUAAACAGCUUCCCUUACUCUGCGGUCUUCCUUUUCUUGAGAGAAGAGCAUCUCAAACUGCACACUUAGUUGCCGGGAGAUCUGGGAAGCAUCUCUUCCUCAUGGACAGUGAUGGUGGAAAACCUCCUCUACUCCUGCGGAUGGUUGAUGAUUCAGACGAUUUAAAAUUUAUGUCAGCUUUACAUGCAUUCAAGCGUCGGGUGGCAUAUGCAAAUGCGAAUUAUGAUCAGAUGGUUGGAUGGCGUACCUCAUCGAUUCGCCGUCAACAUGAACUUCCAAAGUCCAAUCUUAUUGUAAAUGAUGAAAAAUACCCACACAUUGUUUAUGUUGAAGGAGAUAACACCAACGGCAUUUACAAUACAGAGUCUUCAAAUGUUGGAGGCCAAACAGCUGACUUAGAAGAAAAGAUGAUAAGGGGUCUUACUAAGGUAUCUUGGGAGCGCGUGGAUGUUAGCUUUCAGACAAGUAAACAACGAUAUGUUGCUCACAGUACAAUUCAGGUGAAAACGUACUGGUUGAAUUCAGAUGGUGCUGAUGUGGUUUACCAUAUGAUAGACAACUUCCAUCUUUAA